CUUAUAUGUUUUUCAAUUUCCAGAAGGAUGAGGAAAGAAAAAUCGGAUUAAUCAAAUCCUUUCAAAUCAGAGAUGGGGCUUCCUAAAAAUUGCUCCUUAAUUACAGCACCUCGGAAAUUCCGAAAACCCAUUAAAGUUGCUCAACUCUUUUACUCUCUCUCUCUCUGUUGCUACUUACCACUACUGCUACUUUCUAACUGAACUAGGUUUUGCCUUCGUUGCUGCUCUUCCAGUUACAUCCUGUAAUCGGUACAUGGUAAAAGAAACUACUUUUCCGGAGGUGUUUGAUGCUAAAUUCAUCUGGGUUCAAGCUAAUUUGUCGAUCUUCUGAAGAAUUCAGCGUCUGGGGUGGCGAAAAAUUCGAACUUGUUUCUGAAGUUAUUUUUGUAGGUAAAGGCAUUCUGGUCUUGGUGUUAUUUGGCUGAAGCCUAGCAUAUGUACUGGUCAUGGAUACUCGAGUGAAAAGUUUAUCCUGGAUUGGAAACAUACGGGAAAAGUUUGAAACUUUCUAUUCAGAGAUCGAUGACAUUGUAAAGGAGAAUCUUGAAUAUGGUGAAAACCAGUUGCUUACAGCAGGGGCAAAUGUGAAACAAUUCUGUUCAGAGUUCAUGGAAGAAGUGCUCCCUGAGAGUAUAAUAAACUCCUUGCAAGAGAAAACUACUACGUCUGAAAAUGCAAAAAGGGUUGUCCAUGCCGGUGGAUUACCGGAUAAAGAAGCCAAUGCAGGCCAUAAAGACGGACCAUCUGAUUGUAAUUCUUCUAACCAACCAAUUUUGAUGGAAACUGUUGAAGAGGCAGAUAUUACUUUGUCAUUUACUUUAAAAGCCAAUGAUGGAAGGGAAAUGAGCUUUGAGGAAAAUCGUGUUAAGGAGACAGAAUUUUCAUCUGAAAUUCUCAAAUUUGAAGGUCAUGGGGGUGGUGGAUUUCGUGUUCAGAAAGAAGCAGGGGAAACCAAUGACUUUGAUCCUCAAGAUGGCAUAGCCAAAUUAUCAACUGCCCAGCCUUUACCUAAUGCUAUUGUCUCUCCAGGCUCUAACGCACGUCAACUUCUGGAGAAUGAAUUGUCUUCUUCUGGUCGCACCUUGUCAAAAGAAUUAAUCAAUGCAGAGGGACUAAAUGGCCACACAGCAGAGGAGACCAAGGGCAAGCAUGUUAGUGACCUGGGUAUUAUGCAGCUGCCAAACAAAUUGAAGAUUGAGGAUAGCUCCACUGUGCUGGACAGCAACGAAUAUCAUUUAACAUCUGAUUGUCCAGAGCAACCCCAGGCUCAUCAUAGAACUGCAUCUGCAUGCAAGUCUUGUUUGGCAAUGGAACUUGAGAAACAUUGUGAAUGUGAGAGGGCAGCUGGCUCGAAGGGUUUUAAUGCAGAAUCUGAUCAACCUGAGGACAAACUCCCAUCACAAGCCUUGCUUGCUGGAGAAUCAGAGUUACUGGAUGAGGAGCUUUGUGAAUCUGACUGGGUGAUCGUUUAAGCUUCCAUGGAACAAACAAGUACCAGAAACUCGGAAUCUCAUUUUGAAGGCAAUAAUGUAAAUGCCUCGAUUUAAGGGCUUUUGUUUUUCGAGUUUAGGACAUCGAGAUGAUUUGUGAAUAGGCAGGCUGAAAAGCACCACUUGCAUUUUGCAAUCUAAAUAAUAUUGAAACAAAGUUGUUUUCUGAGUGUGUCUGUAUUUUUGGUGCUUGUAUAAUCCCAUGUGGUAUCUUCCAGGUU
This is a messenger RNA of Coffea eugenioides, 1711 nucleotides long. RefSeq lists its product as uncharacterized. NCBI's taxonomy places the organism in Eukaryota, Viridiplantae, Streptophyta, Magnoliopsida, Gentianales, Rubiaceae. The record is from RefSeq and is a predicted model, not a curated record. The transcript has 5 exons. The coding region runs from base 447 to 1472 and encodes 341 amino acids.